Molecule: messenger RNA, 635 nt
Organism: Schistocerca americana (American grasshopper)
Lineage: Eukaryota; Metazoa; Arthropoda; Insecta; Orthoptera; Acrididae
Product: prostatic acid phosphatase-like
Exons: 3
Coding region: 135-518 (127 amino acids)
Biological process (GO): dephosphorylation
Molecular function (GO): phosphatase activity
Source: RefSeq, a predicted model, not a curated record
GUUGCUUGUCAGUUUUUUAACUUUUACAGGAAAAACGUAAACUGCAGCUUCCUGCUUGGACUGCUGGUUAUUAUCCAGAUAAAUUAAGGACACUGGCUGCCAGAAGUUUGGCUUUGUUUUCUGAAAGUCAGACCAUGAAACGUCUUAAUGGAGGUCCUUUAGUGAAACACAUUAUAGAAAAAAUCCAGUCACAAAGUAACACUUCAAGAACUGUGUCUCCAAAAUUUCUCAUGUUUUCUGCCCACGAUGUUACCAUUGUGAAUGUUCUCCAAACUAUGGGGUUCACAGAGCUAUUAAAGCCACAGUAUGGUGCAGCAGUUAUCAUUGAACUUCAUUCAACAAAUGACAGUGGUUAUGAAGUUAAGGUAUUGUAUUUGAAUAAUGCUUCUGACAGUGAGCCACAUGUUCUCAACACUCCUGGUUGCACAGACAAGUGUCAUUUGCAGCAAUUUGUAGAUCUGAUGAAACCUGUUUUACCAGAUGACUGGACAGUGGAAUGUCAAAAGCUAGACAGCUAAAUAACAGAUUUUCAGCAAAGUGAUUGUACACUUAUAUUAAUAAUAAAAUAUUUCAUGCCAUAUAUGUGAUUACACUGCCUCAUAAAAUUGUACCAUAUUCAGUGUGUAUCUGAUAAA